Molecule: messenger RNA, 1100 nt
Organism: Gastrolobium bilobum
Lineage: Eukaryota; Viridiplantae; Streptophyta; Magnoliopsida; Fabales; Fabaceae
Product: cysteine protease XCP2-like
Exons: 4
Coding region: 35-1090 (351 amino acids)
Cellular component (GO): lysosome
Molecular function (GO): cysteine-type endopeptidase activity
Source: RefSeq, a predicted model, not a curated record
UUCUCUUUUAUUCACAAUUCAAUAACAAUUUGCCAUGGCUUUUUCCUUCUCCUCCAAAACACUUGUCCUGGCCUGCUCCUUCUUUCUAUUUGUGUCUUUGGCUUUUGGACGCGAUUUCUCCAUUGUGGGGUAUUCAUCGGAGGACUUGAAGUCCAUGGAUAAGCUCAUUGAACUCUUUGAAUCAUGGAUAUCAAAACAUGGCAAGAUUUAUGAUACCAUUGAGGAAAAGCUUCUUAGGUUCGAGAUUUUCAAGGAUAACCUUAAACACAUAGAUGACAGAAACAAGGUUGUCAGCAACUACUGGCUGGGGCUGAACGAGUUUGCGGAUUUGAGCCACCAUGAGUUCAAGAACAAGUACCUGGGUUUGAAGGUUGACUUGUCUGGAAGGAGAGAGUCACCAGAGGAAUUCACUUACAGAGAUGUUGAUUUUCCAAAGUCAGUGGAUUGGAGAAAGAAAGGUGCUGUAACCCAAGUUAAGAACCAAGGUUCAUGUGGUAGUUGCUGGGCAUUUUCCACUGUUGCAGCUGUUGAGGGAAUAAACCAGAUUGUGACGGGAAAUUUAACAUCUUUGUCUGAGCAAGAGUUAAUUGACUGUGACAGAACUUACAACAAUGGUUGCAAUGGGGGUCUCAUGGACUAUGCAUUCUCCUUUAUAGCAGAAAAUGGUGGAAUCCAUAAAGAGGACGAUUAUCCUUACAUUAUGGAUGAAGGUACUUGCGAGAUGAGAAAGGAAGAAACUGAAGUUGUCACCAUUAGCGGGUAUCAUGACGUGCCACAAAACAAUGAACAGAGCCUAUUGAAGGCACUUGCAAACCAACCUCUCAGUGUGGCCAUAGAUGCUUCAGGCAGAGAUUUCCAAUUUUAUAGUGGAGGUGUUUUCGAUGGACAAUGCGGAAGUGAACUAGAUCACGGUGUGGCAGCUGUUGGAUAUGGUACUACAUCGAAAGGGUUGGAUUAUGUCAUAGUGAAAAAUUCAUGGGGAUCGAAGUGGGGAGAGAAAGGGUAUAUAAGGAUGAGGAGAAACAUCGGAAAGGCCGAGGGGAUCUGUGGAAUCUACAAGAUGGCUUCUUAUCCCACUAAGAAGAAAUAAGAUUCAAUGA